Molecule: messenger RNA, 1458 nt
Organism: Scylla paramamosain (green mud crab)
Lineage: Eukaryota; Metazoa; Arthropoda; Malacostraca; Decapoda; Portunidae
Product: angio-associated migratory cell protein-like
Exons: 10
Coding region: 175-1383 (402 amino acids)
Molecular function (GO): protein binding
Source: RefSeq, a predicted model, not a curated record
AAAUCAACGUUUCUUUGGUUGCUGCCGAUUAGAAGAAGAAUGUUCAGAAGAAAAAGAGCGGCGCAGCGCCCUGUACCAAAGAUGUGGGCGUGACACGUGUGGGACGUAAACACAGCGGCGAGGCACCACCACCACUAUCACCAGUCAGGCAUCUUUGAUUGCCAGAUCAACAACAUGAAGACCAACACGCCCCCAAUGUCCCCAGGUCCUCCAGGGGACAAUGAAGAUGAUGAAAACAUUGAUCUUGGAGAAAUACAAGAGGUCAUUGAUCUGAACGAGGGCAACCUGGAAGAACUGACUGAAGAGGAGGAUAUGGAGGAAGAGGAAACAGUUGUUGACAUGGCAACAAUAGUUUUCUCCAAGCACGAAGGUUCUGUGUUCACGUGUUCCAUCUCACCCAGUGGGAGUGUGGCGGCCACUGGUGGGGAGGAUGACUUGGCCUACGUAUGGAAAAUCAGUGACGGGGAUGUCCUUUUCACUUGCUCUGGCCAUAAGGACAGUGUGAUACAUGUGUGCUUCAGUCAUGAUGGAACACUGCUGGCAACUGGUGACUAUGCUGGCUACAUCCAGGUGUGGGAAGUGGCCUCCUCUAAGAAAGUGUGGGAGUUUGAAGUGGGAGAGCUUGGGUGGUUGAAUUGGCACCAUGCAUCCCACGUGUUGCUGGCGGGCACAGCUGAUGGGGAGAUGUGGAUGUGGCUGGUGCCUCACGGGAACACACGCACCUUUCCCAGCUAUGGCUCUCCUUCCCUCUGUGGUGCUUUCCUUUAUGAUGGAAAACGAGCCGUGGCAGGCUAUGAAGAUGGUAGUGUUCGGGUGUUUGACCUCAAGAGUGGACAGAUGUUGCAUCAACUGACUGAUGAUUCAAAUGAUGUUUCUCCAAUUAUCAACAUUGCAGUACAGAAGGAUGAUGCUUUAGUUAUUUCUGGAGCUACAAAUGGCAAAGCAAAACUGUUCAGCAUUAAUAAUGGAAAGCUUGUUGGAAGUCUCAACUGUGAGGUAUCACAAGCCACAGAUGAGGGAGCUGAUGCUGAUAUAGAUAACACUGUGGAGGCUGUCUCCUUCUGCCCCCAAAUGCCUAACGUUGCUGUCACCGCCACGUUGGCUGGCUACAUCACAAUAUGGGAUGUUUCUUCAAAGACCAUUCGAUACACACUGAGCCAAGGCUGUGGCUCAUCGCACCUCGCAUGGCAUCCUCAAGAGCCAGUGUUGUUCAGUGCCGGGCUGGAUGGUGCAGUGCGUAGCUAUGACGUGCGCUCUGGGGAACCUCUCUCCAAGUUUACAGGACACGAUGAGAGCAUUCUUUACUCAUCUAUAAGCAAUGAUGGGUCAGCUCUCCUCACAGCCUCAGAUGACGGGACAGCUCGAGUGUUUAAAUUGUCCUGAUUUGUUACCUUUGUUAUAAAUAAAAAAUAUAAUCUUUGUAAUAAAUAAAAAAAAAAAGAAACAUUGAAAAAAAAA